Aureobasidium musti is the source of this 1125-nucleotide messenger RNA. The record is from the annotation of a GenBank genome assembly. Lineage: Eukaryota; Fungi; Ascomycota; Dothideomycetes; Dothideales; Saccotheciaceae.
AUGUCCGCUCGUGCCCACUCUCCACCUGCUUCGACCUUCAGCUCGCAAUCUGACACUGCGCCCAUCGUCUCGCGCUCAGUCUCUCAAUCGCCCACUACCGACCCAGCAAAGCCCAGCAAACGACGAUUGUUUGGUCUGGUCAAGAGAAAGGACAAGGCUCCCGACAGUGCCGUCAUCGACGCGAAUACCGACGCGACCCAGUCCGACUCGACAGCUGCACUUGCAUCUGCAUCACCAAACAUGAAUCCUCUCACCUCGUCGCCCUCUCCGCCCAAUCGCUUCGUUGCUGCAUCACCGACACGUCUGCCAUUUGCGCUGACUUCGAGUCAAUCCACCUCGACUCUGGCGUCAUCGCAGAUCUUCGAGCGCAACGUCCAAGAGUCGAUUGUACCAAGCGAACUGUCACCCGCGAUUCCCGCACACAUCCAGACCGAAGAUCAUAUCCCUGCUGUUCUCGAGGCGUCCUCCCUUGCUAUUACCGACACCCAUCUAGAUCCGGAUCAAGUUGAGAUUGUCACCCACACAGCCCAUCAACCUGCGAUUGAUAAGGUCGCAGAGGGCACAGCGAAUGCUCUUCAUUCAGAUGCACAACUCCCAGUCUCACCACAAGAUUCGCAACACGAGAGUUUCCACUCGGUACCCUCUCACCCACCAGACCUUGAUGAUGCCGCGUCAAACUACGGUGCUUUAGAUCCUGCAGAUGUGCGCAGACUAAGUUUCAUUUCCUUUGCAGACGUGGUCCAGGCAGAACAGGCUGAAUCCAAGGACUCUUUACACCACGGACCACUGUCUGCCAGCACUCUCAGCCAAGCUCAAACCCACUCUCCUCCACUACCUCGCUCACCAUCACCUGCGCGCUCGCCCUUGUCUUCGCAAUACUCACAAGAAGUGACGACCCCACCGCUUGGGAGCAACCCAACAUCAAUCAAGGGCUUUGACAUGAGCCCGGUACGCAGCCCAAUUGGCAGUCCCCACCAGCAACAUGGAGAACUCACAAUCGAAACAAUGCGCCAGGCACUACGCAAGACAGCCAGUGGAGACUUCACAGGAACCAAGAUAGCACCAUAUCCAGCAAGCUCGACAGGCCUUGAAGAUGGCGGUCUUGAGAGACAUGGCUUCAAAUGA